GGUUGGACGCGGGUCGUGGCGCGGCGGGGAGGAGAACCAGAACCCCACGAAACAUGUGGCCCUGGGCCCCUGGGCCCCUCCACAUCCUGUUCGCGCCCCGCCCCCGGGGAUCGCGAGGCCGUUCGCGGCGCACGCGCAGUACCGGGGCCCCGUGCAGGAGCACAUUGAAGCCCGGGUUCGCGAGGCCCUGAAGCCGCUGCACCUCGAGGUGGCGAACGAGUCGCACGGCCGGGCCCAGGACGAGUCGCACUUCCACGUGCUGGUCGUCGCGGAGGCCUUCGAAGGCAUUCGCCCUCUGCAGCGACACCGCCUGGUAAACCAGCUCUUCACGGACGAGGCGGGCCAGCUGAAGUUCCACUCCCUCCGCAUCACCGCCAAGACGCCGGGCGCGUGGGCUGAGGACCAGACGGCGCCCGCCGCGCCCAAGUGCACCGGCAGGGGCGACGGCCGCGGGCCCACGGACGCCUCGGCGCUGUGACGGCGCCCGCGGGGCCCGGGUGGCCGCCUCGGCGAGCUCGAGAAAAGUCGGCUGGGGUCCUGCGGCGGAUGUCGGCGGCUGCGGCCACACCUCGAAGAAGCAAAAGCACU
Molecule: messenger RNA, 588 nt
Organism: Prorocentrum cordatum
Lineage: Eukaryota; Dinophyceae; Prorocentrales; Prorocentraceae
Source: the annotation of a GenBank genome assembly